This is a messenger RNA of Candida tropicalis MYA-3404, 1437 nucleotides long. RefSeq names its product alpha,alpha-trehalose-phosphate synthase (UDP-forming) TPS1 (gene TPS1). The transcript has a single exon. The coding region runs from base 1 to 1437 and encodes 478 amino acids. The record is from RefSeq and is a predicted model, not a curated record. Lineage: Eukaryota; Fungi; Ascomycota; Pichiomycetes; Serinales; Debaryomycetaceae. Gene Ontology annotation, cellular component: cytosol; alpha,alpha-trehalose-phosphate synthase complex (UDP-forming). Gene Ontology annotation, molecular function: alpha,alpha-trehalose-phosphate synthase (UDP-forming) activity. Gene Ontology annotation, biological process: cellular response to heat; trehalose biosynthetic process.
AUGGUCCAAGGAAAAGUUUUAGUUGUCUCUAACAGAUUACCAGUAACAAUUAAGAGAUCUGAAGAUGGUUCAUAUGAUUAUUCAAUGUCUUCUGGUGGUUUAGUUACCGCGUUACAAGGUUUGAAGAAAACCACUGAAUUUCAAUGGUAUGGUUGGCCAGGUUUGGAAAUUCCUGAUGAUGAACAAAAAAGAGUUAAUAAUGAUUUAAAAACAAAAUUCAAUUGUACUGCUAUAUAUUUAACUGAUACAAUUGCUGAUUUACAUUAUAAUGGGUUUUCAAAUAGUAUUUUAUGGCCACUUUUCCAUUAUCAUCCUGGUGAAAUGAAUUUUGAUGAAAAUGCUUGGGCUGCUUAUAUCGAAGCAAAUAAGAAAUUUGCUGUUGAAAUUGCUAAACAAGUUGAUGAUGAUGAUAUGAUUUGGGUUCAUGAUUAUCAUUUAAUGUUAUUACCAGAAAUGUUGAGACAAGAAAUUGGUAAUCGUAAAAAAAAUAUUAAAAUUGGAUUUUUCUUACAUACUCCUUUCCCAUCAUCUGAAAUUUAUAGAAUUUUACCUGUUCGUAAAGAAAUUUUGGAAGGUGUUUUAAGUUGUGAUUUAAUUGGAUUCCAUACUUAUGAUUAUGCCCGUCAUUUUAUUAGUUCUGUUUCAAGAAUUGUUCCUAAUGUUAGUACAUUACCAAAUGGUAUCAAAUAUCAAGGAAGAUCAAUUAGUAUUGGUGCAUUCCCAAUUGGUAUAGAUGUUGAUAAUUUCAUUGAAGGAUUACAAAAAGAUAGUGUUGUUGAACGUAUUAAACAAUUGAAAUCCAAAUUUAAAGACGUUAAAGUUAUUGUUGGUGUCGAUAGAUUGGAUUAUAUCAAAGGUGUUCCACAAAAAUUGCAUGCUUUUGAAGUUUUCUUGAAUGAAAAUCCUGAAUGGAUUGGUAAAGUUGUUUUAGUUCAAGUUGCUGUUCCAUCUAGAGGUGAUGUUGAAGAAUAUCAAAGUUUAAGAAGUACGGUCAAUGAAUUAGUUGGUAGAAUUAAUGGUCAAUUUGGUACUGUUGAAUUUGUUCCAAUCCAUUAUUUACAUAAAUCUAUUCCUUUUGAUGAAUUAAUUAGUUUAUACAAUGUUAGUGAUGUUUGUUUGGUUAGUUCCACUAGAGAUGGUAUGAAUUUAGUCAGUUAUGAAUAUAUUGCAUGUCAACAAGAUCGUAAAGGUGUUUUGAUCUUGUCAGAAUUUGCUGGUGCUGCCCAAUCAUUAAAUGGUGCAUUAAUUGUUAAUCCUUGGAAUACUGAAGAUCUAAGUGAUGCUAUUAAAGAAAGUUUAACUUUACCUCAAGAAAAGAGAGAAUUUAAUUUCCAAAAACUAUUCAAUUAUAUUUCCAAGUACACUUCAGGAUUCUGGGGAGAAAGUUUUGUUAAAGAAUUAUACAAAUGUAAUCCUCAAAAGAACUUAAGAAGCUAA